This is a messenger RNA of Bactrocera dorsalis (oriental fruit fly), 5955 nucleotides long. Its product is annotated as Kv channel-interacting protein 1. The coding region runs from base 2776 to 3396 and encodes 206 amino acids. Gene Ontology annotation, molecular function: calcium ion binding. The record is from RefSeq and is a predicted model, not a curated record. The transcript has 8 exons. NCBI's taxonomy places the organism in Eukaryota, Metazoa, Arthropoda, Insecta, Diptera, Tephritidae.
ACUAAGUGGCGGCACUUCUACGUCAAAUGAACAAAUAAAUAUUUGCAUACAUAAGCCGACAAGUUGACAUGCAUGGAAACGUCAUGUAAACAAAAAAGUGUAAAAACGUAGAAAACAAUUUGCAGAACAAAAUCUCACAAAAUUGUAGUCUUUUCAGGUUCACCAAAUUUAAAUCUGUUAUAAAUGCCCAAGCUUUUAUUUUUAUUUUUAUAUUUUCAUAAAAUUUUGCGGUAAAAGUAGACAGAAAUUAAAAAAGCAACCCAAAAAGUAACGUGUACGGAAAGUCAGAAUUACAAAAUAAGCCUUUCAAUGUUAUCUGAGGGCGUUCGGCAUGUCUUGUCGUUUGAACUUCGGCAAGGCACGGGUAAUGCUGCUCCCUUAAGGCCGCGAAAUGUAUGUGUUAAAUUGAAAUCGUCGAUACAAGUACACGUAUGUAUGUAUUUGCACAGAAAAACUAAGUAGAUAUGACAGUUAGUGGCGCAGCGACGUCAAUGUCAGCGUUAACAGGGCUCCACAUCGUUUGCAGCGACAGUCGGCAGCAGUUGACGACAGUGGUAGCAGAGCAAAAAGCACCAACGAGUCGUUUUUAGUAUCAGUUGUGUGUUUGGAUUGCUUGCGUAUACGUAGGACUGUCACUCGGCAACUGCGGUUCGGUAUCUAUUUAAUUUUAUUCACAAGUGUAAAUUGCUGCGGCUGGUAAACGCUGGACGCUUGGGUGAGUAUGUGCAUAGGUGUGUAGGAGUUGAAGCCAGGGUAGUAAGCGAAUCAACGUAUAGGGGGGAGUGAGUUUCCCGAAGAUAGCCGCAAAGCGGAGUUGAAAGAGCAACGCGAUGCUGUGCGAUGUGUAUGCGAGCUUACGAAUGAUGUGGAAAUCGUAAUGUAAGCAGACGGAUCAAAUAAGGAUACGAAGAAGAAGAUAUAAUGGCAAAUAUGAAAAGUUUGCAAACGACUAGUGUGAAUUCUGUGCGUACAUAUGUGUGCAUGUGGUCGUGGCAUAGAGAGGAUAUUACUGCGCGCCUGCUAGUGAAAUAAUUUAAAUAAAUUAAUAAAAUCAUAAUUCAAUUAAUUGAGAAUAUAUGUUUGCAAAUGCGAAAAUCGCCAUCUUUGUAAAGUGAAGGUGCUACAUUUACCUCCUUGAGGCAGCGUUUUUUUUCGUUUUUCGCAGCACAGACCACAUCACGUAAAAGAAGCAGGAAAUAAAGAGCGGAAAGAGCAGGAAAAAAGAAAAAAAAUGUGUUGGCCAUCAACAACAGCCAGUAGGGCUCCACAAGGUGUUAAGCAAAGUUCAAGUGCCAAUUACAACAGCAACAAACACAUGUUUAAUAAAUAUUAACAAUAACAACAGCAACGCAAGCAGCUUAUCACACCCAACGAUGCAAAUAAAAAAAAAUAAAAAUAAAGAACUAAAUUUAGUAAUGAUUAGUUAAAAUUAAAAAAAAAAAAUAUUAGAAAACAAAAUUAUAAUAGAGUGUGAAAUAAAUAAUAUAAAUAAUAAGAAUAUUGAACAUACUUCAAAAUAUUAAUAAAUGAAUCAACAAAUAUUAAAAAGAUUACUAAAGUGUUGUACGCGAAUUAAAAAUAUUAAAGUAAAAUUAAUGUGUCUAAAAAAUAUAAAAAAAUGUAUUGAUAGCAUUUAGUGAAACAAAAUAAUAAAAACAAAAAAAAUAUAUAUAUAGAUAUUAUUUAAAGAAAAAAUCUGUACAACUUGCACUAGCAAAAUAGUCAACUAAAAGUUUCUUUUGCUCACCAUAAUCAUUUAUAGUUGCUGGCAACAAAACACACACACAUUUAGAAUUGUGUUUGUCACAAAUACCACUCGGAACAGUAGAAGAUGUCCACACUGUGAUUACUAAUAUGAACGAUUUGGAAUUGUUUUGAAUACAGGAAGGAAACAAAGAAAAAAAAGGAAAAAACUUCAACUGUAAAGCUUGUAAAUACAACAAAAACAAUAACAACCCGUUUGUAGUAUAUAUGUAAGUACUAUGUAAAAAUCAAGACCGCCGCAAACCGCCGAAACAAUAAGUUAACAAGACAACAAAAACAAAAGAAAAUACAAAUCUUCAUUUAUACCAAACAACAAUAACAAAACAGCUAGAAAAGAAGCAAGCGAGCAACAACAUUUGUCCAAUCAACUCGUAUUCAAAUUGUUACCGUAACGGCUAGACAAAGAAUGUGGUCAAAGCUGCGGUAGCACACCAAGCCAAGCCAAAGCCAAGCGAACUAACGAACUAAUUAACCAAUCAAACAAAGACAAACCAACUGUAGCCAAUAAAUGCAUGAGAAUUUUAACACCAACAACUGUAAUAACAAAAACAAAAAAAAGAGAACAUGCACAUGAAAAAGUUUAAAAAGUGGAAUUGAAUUUAAUGGAAUUAUCACGCGUGACUAUGCGUUUCUUUACAUAGAAGCCAAAGCGAUUCCCUCUUAUUUUUCGCUUUGCCACACAAAACUAUUUGCUACCCAUUUUGACUUAAUUACCAAGUAUAACUAUCUUAAAAAUUAGCUAACGCCACAGCUCGCGAAAAAAUAAGCGAUUUUGAAAGAAGUUGAAAAGAACAGGCGUUUUUUGUUGUAAGCCUCUACAAACGCAAUCACAAACGUCAUCACUGUCUGUUUUCGUCUCUACUAGCUUCCUAAUACUAUAUAGAUACUAUAUGUAUGAUUCGUAGAACAUCUCGUAUUUCAACUGAACGAAAGUGAAAAAGGAAUCCACAAAUUACACCAGAAUAAUACAAAAAGUUAAAGGAAAUAACAAGUAAUAGACGAUAAUUCAAAAUGACUUCGCCACCGGAAAGUCCUAUUGAGGAGGUUGUCUUCGAAUUGGAACACACUCGAGUGCCUAAGCCGAUUAAUGUAACAAUCGAAGAUUUGUAUCGCGAGACUAAAUUCUCAAAACAAGAAAUACGAAUUAUGUAUCGAGGAUUUAAAACGGAAUGUCCCGAAGGUGUUGUCCAUGAAGAAUGUUUCAAGGAGAUUUACGCCAAAUUUUUUCCACAUGGCAAUUCCAGUUUAUAUGCUCACCAUGUGUUUCGGACUUUCGAUAUAAACAGUACUGGUUCUGUGAAUUUUCGGGACUUUCUCAAUAUUCUCUCAACACUGUUGCGCGGUACAGUUUACGACAAAGUCAAGUGGACCUUUAAAUUGUACGAUGUAAAUGGCGAUGGCCGGAUAACACGUGGCGAAAUGAGCGAUUUAUUUCAUUCCAUACACGAGCUAAUGGGUCGACGGCCGCAUCAGCCGGAGGAAGACCGAAAAGCCAAAGAACAGUUGGAACGUACCUUCCGUUCAUUUGAUCCGCACAAUGUCGGCUAUAUUAAUUUCGAGAUGUGGAUGAAGGGUUUGCUGACCAAUCGAACCAUUGUGAAUUCAUUCCAUGUAUUUCACUCGGAUCCCUGAUGGUCGGAGAGUGACUUCGAGAGCAUUUUGAAUAAUCAAGAAGUUAUAUCGCUGAUAGAUCUUUGAGAUAGCAAGAACAAUAACGGCAGGAGCACACGCAAAGCCAGCGCAAGUCCACAGACGAGUAAACCGUUAGACAAAAAUAAAAAGACGUAAAAUUGCGAGCAGAAGUUUCAGUAUCAAGAAAAUGAAAUUCGUUUUAGCGAAAAGAAAGUCGAUGAAAAGGCGUAAAAUCAGGUGUAUUUGUAUGCGUGUAAUAUAUAUACAUAUAUAUAAAGUAUUUAACAGUUAGUAAGCUUCAGAUUGCGAAUAUCUUGUAUAGUUGUGAAAGAAAUGCUUAAAGAAGUGUCACAACUGAGUCGUACACAAACUGAAAAUAGCCUUAAAAUAUCCCAAGGAGCUAUUUAAUGCUCCAGUUAGUCAUAUUAUAUACAACAAAAGUACGUGUUAUAAAAAAGUGUAAAAUAAGUGAGGCACAGCAUUGACAUUUGACACUGUCGGGCGCACAAAUUGUUGAUGCUUUCAAGUUUUAUUUUCAUUAUAAAUGUUUCAGUAUUUUAUAAUUAGUUUCACAACUUUUCUGUGUUGCUCUAAAGGACAAGCUUUUUUGGUUUAUGAGUGAACUGAGAACCAUUUUCAUUUUCACAAAUGUCAGUGGAUUUAACAUAUUAAAAACAGCUUAGAAGCAGGUUUAAAAUUUCUGAGUUCUUUCAACAAAAUAGAAAAAUAUUGAACAAAAAAUAUUAUAUAUCAACUAAAAGAGCCAUUUUUGGGAAGAUUUUUAUGUUAAUGAAAUAGAUGCCAGCUGUCCAAUGUCAAAGCUAAAUUGAACAGAGUCAAGCAAUAAUAAAGUUAAACAUGUUUAAGCAGAUAAAAUUGAAAUUCAGUAAAUUUAGUAAAAAAAAAGUGUAAUACCAAAUUGCCGAGAAUGAAUUACUUUACUAUUUAGUAAUAACGGUAUGCAAUUGCAUACAUAGAUACAUUUAUUAGUACGAAGGCGUUGGCAGUUGCAGUAUGGUCAAAAGGGAUGCAAAACAAUAAAAGCCAAUAAAUAAGUGUGCUAACUAAAAAUUACAUAUUAGUAACUGGAAAAUGUAAACGAAGAGCGAUUGACACACAAAAACCAAAAGAAAAAAAUCGUAAUAAUAAUAAUUACAAUAACAAUAAUAUUAGUAAACUUUAUUUAAUAAAUAAAAAUAAAAUAAAUUUAACAAAUUAUUCGAAAAUUCUAAACUAAUUUAAGUACUUUCCAUUGUGAUUGAUUCUGCCAGCAGAGGAGUUUUGAAAUUUGUUGACGCUAAACUUUAAUUGCUAGCCCAGCUGUUCUUUCGUGCACUAUUAAUAUGCUUUUAAAACUGUGUGAAAUGUUUUUAAAAUUAUCAGGUUUGGAUAGAAGACAAGGCGAAAGACAAAGCUAUUUGUAACUUUGACAAUAAGUUGAGUCAAGUACAGUGAGCAUUUCGUUAUUUGAACUAUUAAAUAACAUUUCAAACAAAAGCAGUUUAAGGAAAAAUAAAACAAGAGCGGUAUAAUAUCAUCGAUCCGAAACCUUGUCAAAAGGUUUUAAGAAAAUUGUAAUUUAUUUUAAUAUAUCGUAUAUGCAGUUAUUUAAUUUAAAGUCAUUAUAUUACCUGCUUACUCCAUAACAAGUUAUUUUAGAGAGUAAUAUGAACUAUAUAAUUAAAAAUUUUGAAAUACACAGUUAUCGAGAGCGUCCUGUACUUUAUAAAUUCCACGUAAAAACCGACUGUUUUCAGUUUUCAAACAAUUUUGCUAUUUCGUAAAAAUAAAAUUUCAAAAGAAAUGCGAAUUUUUUAUUUAAAAAAUCUCUUCAAGCAAAAUAUUUUCCUAAAUUUCCCUGCGGGCAUGUAAGGUUUCGUCAUAUUCUCUGUGCAAUAUGUAUUAUUAAAUAAAUGUCACGAAAAACGAAGACACUAUACUACGUUUAACAUAUAAAUACAUACAAACAUAUAUUUAUAUUGCAUAAGUUUCAGCAAAAUACCUACAUAAAUACAUAUAACUGAAAUACCAAGAACAUCUGCCAAACUAAGAAUAAUUCUGUAAAUGUGGUAAAUAUGUGUCGUAACAAAAGUUGUUAUUACUUUACUGUUAUCACGUAUUUCCGGUCAAUUAAACCAACACCGAAACAUAUGAAUGACAAUUGAAAAUGUAAUUUCAAAGGCAAUUUACUACUAAGAUUUCAUUUAAGUACACACAUACGUAAACAAAAAAACGAAAACACACCUACACACGGAAAACCGUCGAAACAAACACAAAUAUCACAAACUAUACUAUGACUGUAGAACUGAAACUGUACUAAAGAUAAUUUCAACACAGUGAACACUUGAAAUAUUGUACUAUAAAUAGUAAAUAAAUCCGAAAAAAGAGAAACAAAAAUCUUAAGCAUGAAUUGCAAUAAAAAAACCUAGUUAAUAACACAAAAGGAAAAAUAUUGCAAACAAAAAAGUAACACAAAAAUGAAUUUCGUGCACCGAUAGCCCAGCGCCAAUAGAAUAAAUAACAAACAAAAAUGAAUUUGAACGUAAAAUGCAGCUUAUA